This is a messenger RNA of Trichoderma citrinoviride, 1485 nucleotides long. Its product is annotated as cytochrome P450. NCBI's taxonomy places the organism in Eukaryota, Fungi, Ascomycota, Sordariomycetes, Hypocreales, Hypocreaceae. The coding region runs from base 1 to 1485 and encodes 494 amino acids. Gene Ontology annotation, molecular function: oxidoreductase activity, acting on paired donors, with incorporation or reduction of molecular oxygen; monooxygenase activity; iron ion binding. The record is from RefSeq and is a predicted model, not a curated record. The transcript has 9 exons.
AUGAGCAAGCUUAGUGCUUGGCUGUUCACCUCGAGCCUGCUUUCGUCUGUUCAAAAGCGCGUCGAUGCCUGGUUAUUCCUUUUAAGAGGCCCGGACAUUAUUCAAGCAAAAUAUGAAGAGUCUAAAGGAGCCCCAUUUUGGAUCCAGGCCCCUGAGAAUCGCUAUCUCGUGGUAUCGUCGUGGGACCAUAUUAAGGAAAUCGAUGCUGCUUCGGAAGAUGUUCUUUCUCUCCAAGCAGCUGCCAAAGAGAUUCUGCAGCCACGGUACACCAUGCAGAACUUCAACUGGUUUGACAAAAAGGGGGUAGAUGGUACGCCGCUUGUCAGAACUCUGCGGACUCUUCUGACAAACCAUCUGCCUGAUAUCUUGCCUGAUGCUAGGCGAUCUAUAUCUGCCCUUUUGGACAACAUGCUCGAGUCGCGCCCCUUCGCAAAUGGAUCGUAUACUUCUCCGUUGUUUCCCAUGGUGAUUGAGGCAAUUGCCUUCACGAAUGCAACAGCUUUCUUUGGAAAUAACCUCAGUCGUGACAAGGCCUUCAUGACCGCCGCCAUGAGUUUCAUCGAGCAGACCUUGAUCACAGCGGAAGUCGUGCGCCUUCUUCCCAGUGCCGUCGCGCCUCUCAUUGGAAACUUCAUGGCCAAGAAGUUGGCCUCUGGGAAGAUACUAUACAAUGCGUUGAUACCCAUCGCUGAGGAGCGCCUGGGGGAAAAGGCGCGAAAGAACCUUGGGCAGGCUGUGCCGGAGCAUCAUGAUUGCAUACAAUGGGUCAUGGAGAGCUCACCUCGGGCAAAGCCCUGGUCGGCCGAGCGAAUAGUUCAUGAACUGAUGGCCCUGUGGUUUGGGUCAGUGCACAUCACAUCAACGACUGCUUGCUUCGCUCUUCACGACCUCUGUAUUCACCCCGAGUACAUUGAGCCCAUACGGCACGAAAUCGAAAGCACAGGAUGGGCACAAUUCGAAAAGGCGGGAGGCAAAUCUUUCCCCCUGCUCGACAGCUUCAUGAAGGAAUCUGCCCGAUUGAAUCCGGUAGAGUCAGUGAGUUCUCGCCGCAUGGCUCUCAAGCCCUUUAAGCUAUCCGACGGCUCUCGAAUCGAGCCAGGCGAGUGGAUCUGCACAGCUCCUCGAGGCAUGAUGUCGGACGCUCGUUACUACGCAGAUCCGCUGCAAUUUCAAGGUUUCCGAUUCGUUGACCCCAAGCUGCUUGACAAGCAACUCUCUGCAGUCUCUGGUCACCGAGUUCCACAAGAAGCGCCCUCCAGCUUCACCGACGUCAACGAUUGGCAGCUUUGGGGAACAGGGCGUUCGGCAUGCCCCGGGAGAUUCUAUGCGACCGCCGUCAUGAAGACGCUGCUUGCGCUGUUCGUCACAAAGUACGACAUGCAGCUCGAAGAUCCCAAGGCUGCCCGAUACUUUGCAUGGCGCACAUUCAUCUACCCCUACGCAAGCACUAAGGUUAUUCUCCGCCCCCGUGCUUCUUGUAUGUAA